UCAGAAAAGCACUCUGCCGUCGCCUGCGUCCCCGAGGAUGGCUCCCAAACGCCCCCGAACCCGCUCCGCCGCCCGCCUCGCGGCUCCUUCCACCUCUGCCGCCCCUCCACCGCCGCCCCGUCCCUCCAGCGUCUCUGACGAGAGUGACGGCGACGAAUAUCUGCCGAAGGAGGAGGGUCGUCGCAUGAGGAGCAACGACGACGACGACAGCGGCUCCGACGAUUUCGCAGAUUCGGAUGACUCCUCGGACGAAUCUCUGUCCGAGGCCUCUCGAGAACGCAGGUUCGAGUGGCGAAGGGAGGAGAACGUCCCAAAGCAGUUCAGGUUCUCGGGGCAUCCCGGGGUCAAUUGUGACCGGCUGCACCGGGAGUCCUCGCCCUUUAAAGCCUAUUCCUGCUUCAUCACGUCUGAAGUAAUGGACCUUCUAGUCAAGGAGACAAACAGGUGCCACCGCCAGCGCCCGACGUCGUCCUCGUCGUCGCACGUGAAGAGGUGGCACGACGUUUCUCGGGAGGAGAUGCACACCUACUUCGGCCUCCGGCUCCUGAUGGGCCUGCAGCCGAGAUCCGACAUGAGGACGUACUGGUCGCUGGAUCCCAUCACCAGCCAUCCUGUAUUCCCGAAGACGAUGUCAAGAGAUCGUUUCCUCCAGCUGUCGCAGUUUCUGCACGCGGGGGACAGCAGCGCGACGUCUCCUGAUGACGACGGCCUGUGGAGGCUGCGGCCGCUGAUCGAAGCGCUCAAUCGGCAGUUCUCAUCGGUCUACACUCCCCCCGGGAGGGUUACGGUGGACAAGUUUCUCCUGAACUUCCGGAAGCAUUCCUGUAGCGACGUAUCUGUCCGCGGUGUGCCUAUUCGGCUCAAGAUAGAAGCGUACAGGCUGUGCGUCAGCGAUGAGGCGACAGCAGGCUACACCUGCGCCUUCAGCAUAUACGCAGGACGGGGCAGGCGGGACUUUCCCAAAUCCACCAAGGCCAUCAUCGACCUGAUGUCUGCCGCGGACCUUUUCGGGAAGGGCUACGUGCUCUAUACCGACGACCGGUUCACUUCGCCGGCGCUAGUCCACCUGCUGCAGAUUCGCAACACCAACGCGGUCGGCCUGGUGCGCCCCAGUCGCAAGCACAUGCCGACGGACCUGGAUACUAGGGUCCGCGGCGACGUGGACUUCCGCAGCACACCUACGGGCAUGUUGUGUCUGCAGUGGUUCAAUCAAAAUCCCGUUACUGUGCUGUCCACGAUGCACACUUCUGAAUUGGUCACGGAAAGGACCCGCUUCGGUUUGGAGCGCACCAAACCCAGGGCGGUGUCCGAGCAUCACGCCGCGGUGCGAGGGGCACGCCAGUUAGCUCAGUCGUUCCCAGACGCCCGGGAAGCCAUGUGGUACAAGAAGGUGAUUUUCGACCUUCACAACAUGGCCGUUGUCAAUGCCUACUGCGUGCACAAGGCCGUCGGAGGGAACCUGACUUUCCUCGAGUUCAAGCGCAUGCUCAUUCGCAAGCUCAUCAUGAAGUCCGUCAGCAAGAGGACCGAUGUUUCCCCUUUCGACCCAUAGUCUCCGAGGAGAGACGCCUUCAGGGAGCGACAGCCCGGCGCCGACGCCUGGCCGGAAGCACCGUCGCUGCAAGGCAAGUAGUAGGCGAGGGAGGAGCAAGACGACCAGGACCAUGUGCAACGAGUGCGGCGUCCCCCUGUGCCAGUACGGCUGUUUCCGCAAGUGGCACUCAGUCGUAGUACACAGGUCCGGGCUCCCUCCUCGCCCCUUCACCACAGAUCACGUGCUGUAUUGUGUCCUUGUAUAUUUCCGUGAAUAAAUGCC
Messenger RNA from Penaeus vannamei (Pacific white shrimp), 1816 nucleotides. RefSeq names its product piggyBac transposable element-derived protein 4. Lineage: Eukaryota; Metazoa; Arthropoda; Malacostraca; Decapoda; Penaeidae. The record is from RefSeq and is a predicted model, not a curated record.